CCGGACCAUUUGAGCUCAGCGUGGCCCGAUGCGCCUCCGCUGCGCUUCAUGGAUGCUUCGGUAGUAGAGCAUCCUCAUCCCUGCCCCGCUCGGAGGAGAGCACACUGAAGCAGUAACGGGACGUGUGGAGGCAUCUAUUUGCAGUCUAUUUAGUGUAACAGGUAGAGGGUUGCCAUGGCAAACAGAGGGCCCAGUUAUGGACUGAGUAAAGAAGUGCAGGAGAAAAUUGACCAGAAGUAUGAUCCCGACUUAGAGCAGAAGCUGGUGGAUUGGAUCGUGGCUCAGUGUGGGGGGAACCUGGACAAGCCACAGGCAGGCAAACAGAACUUCCAAAAAUGGCUGAUGGAUGGAACAAUCCUCUGCAGACUCAUCAACAGCCUUUAUCCGAGAGGAAAGGAGCCCAUCAAAAAGAUCCCAGAGACACAGAUGGCUUUCAAGCAAAUGGAGAAAAUAUCACAGUUCCUCCAGGCCGCUGAAGCUUAUGGUGUGACCACAACAGACAUCUUUCAAACUGUGGAUCUAUGGGAAGGAAAGGAUAUGGCCGCAGUGCAAAGGACACUAAUGGCACUUGGGAGUUUGGCUGUGACCAAAGACGAUGGAUAUUACAAAGGAGAUCACGACUGGUUUCACAAGAAAUCCCAAGGCUACAGACGAGAGUUCACAGAGGAGCAGCUACGCCAGGGCCAGAGCUUGAUUGGGCUGCAGAUGGGGAGUAACCGUGGUGCUUCUCAGUCUGGUAUGACAGGCUAUGGUAUGCAUCGUCAGAUAAUGUAGACUUAAGACCACUCUGACUACCUAACCUUAUUUAACAACUGCUCUGCUUGUAGCUCUUAUUUUUACUAAUACCACAAGUGUUGUAGCCCCAAAGCCUUCCUCUUGCUAUGCUAACCUCAACUUCCCUGGAAUUGCUGCUUUUUUAAACAAAAUAUUUUAAAUGAUGUCAGAUUAUUAACACCAAUCAGUGCUGUUCACUGUUAAUUUCUUGCCUAGUUUACUCACAGGUACACCAAGAUUUCCAAAUAACAGUCUUGUAAAAGCCAUAGCAUGCUUUGUGUGUCAUGGUAGAUGUUAAUAUACAAAUAUUUAACAUCACACAUCCGAAUAAUACAGUUAACCCAGUGAAUGAUAUUGCUAUCUUGUCUGAAAACCUCACAUGUUGCUUGGUUAUGACGACAACACAUGGGUGCUAAUCAAUUAACUUCACACAAAACUAAUUAAUUUUACAUUGGUGCACUGUUGUUUUUGUUAUAUUUUGUUUAUAAUGUUUUAUUUAUUUAUGUACAGUAGCCAAGAUGAUGUAUUAAUAGGUGACAUUUGGAAAGUAAGAUAUUGCUUGAAUGUGCGCUAAUGUGUCUUAUUUGGUAUAUUUUGGAAUACAUCUCUUAAUGUCUGUGGUCACUCUGACUGUUAAUGAAAAUGAAAUUAAAUGCCAGUCCA
Molecule: messenger RNA, 1437 nt
Organism: Periophthalmus magnuspinnatus
Lineage: Eukaryota; Metazoa; Chordata; Actinopteri; Gobiiformes; Gobiidae
Gene: tagln3b
Product: transgelin 3b
Exons: 5
Coding region: 175-774 (199 amino acids)
Molecular function (GO): protein binding
Source: RefSeq, a predicted model, not a curated record